AUGUCUGACAGCACAGUUCACGCCAUUGCCGGUGCCGGAGGUGGAAUCAUUUCCAUGGCCUUGACCUAUCCCUUGAUCACCAUCAGCAGCAGACUCCAGGUCCAGAAGAACAAGGAGAGCAAGGACGCCUACAAGAACGGUUUGGACGCCGUUAAGAAGAUCGUCGCCAAGGAGGGAAUCUCCGGUCUCUACUCUGGAUUGGACAGCGCAUUGUUCGGUAUCUCGCUCACCAACUACUGCUACUACUACUUUUACGAGUUCACAAAGUCGGUCAUCGACAAGGCCCAGAUGAGCACCCUCGAGUCCAUGUCUGCCGGAGCCGUCGCCGGUGCCGCCACUGUCAUGAUCACCAACCCCAUCUGGGUCAUUAACACCCGCAUCGCAACCCGCAAUGCAAGCGCACCCAACUCGCGCCCCCUGGGAACCGUGGAGACCGCCCAGCAGAUGAUCAAGGACAAUGGCAUCAAGUCCUUCUGGCAGGGUGUCAUGCCCGCUCUCAUCUUGGUCGCCAACCCCAUCAUCCAGUACACUGUCUUUGAGAAGCUCAAGGCCCGUAUUGUCAAGACUCGUGCUCUGUCCGGCUUUGACUUUUUCUUGCUCGGUGCCGUCUCCAAGCUUGCCGCUACCAGCAUCACCUACCCCUACAUUGUCGUAAAGUCACGUAUGCAGUUGAAGCAGUCAGACGAUGCCAAGGAGCGGUACAACUCGGUCAUGGACGGAUUCCGCAAGAUCAUCAAGUACGAGGGUGUUGCGGGACUCUACAAGGGCAUUUCGUCCAAGAUUGUCCAGUCCAUCCUCACUGCCUCCUUCCUCUUCAUGGCCCAGGCUUCCCUUGUCCAGUAUGUUGCUCGUCUCUUGGUUUCCCUUGGCAUGCGUGCUCCCCCUAAGCGUAUCUAA
Molecule: messenger RNA, 897 nt
Organism: Linnemannia hyalina
Lineage: Eukaryota; Fungi; Mortierellomycota; Mortierellomycetes; Mortierellales; Mortierellaceae
Source: the annotation of a GenBank genome assembly